AUGAAAGUCUUUUCAAGUUACAUCUUCCUGACCUUGACGAUUCUAAACUUAACCUGGACGUUGCAAGUAAAAUUCAUAAAAUUGGAAUGUUUCGAAUUUGAUAAACCAUUCGCCACAAUACCCAAAUGUUAUUUGAAGGCUCUGUCGCGAUAUCAAUCGGCAUUGAAUCUUCAGGUGGCUCUACAUCAGGUUCCCGUGAAUAAUGUUUCGUUCAAUGCCGCCCUCUACCACAAAGGCAGCAAUGGCUAUCGUCCGUUUAUGUACAAUAACACCCAUGACAUUAUUGUGAAAAAUUUAAUAUUGGAUUCGAAAAUGUUUCGAAUGAUACCAUUCCCGGCAAAUGAAUAUUCGGUAAGGAUUAAAGUUGUUGCCUACAAUCAUUAUAAGGCUGAAAUACGUGUCUAUGUACAAAUUAUUGAAUAA
Messenger RNA from Musca vetustissima, 423 nucleotides. RefSeq lists its product as uncharacterized. The coding region runs from base 1 to 423 and encodes 140 amino acids. Lineage: Eukaryota; Metazoa; Arthropoda; Insecta; Diptera; Muscidae. The transcript has 3 exons. The record is from RefSeq and is a predicted model, not a curated record.